Oryctolagus cuniculus (rabbit) is the source of this 5713-nucleotide messenger RNA. RefSeq names its product CXXC finger protein 4 (gene CXXC4). Lineage: Eukaryota; Metazoa; Chordata; Mammalia; Lagomorpha; Leporidae. Gene Ontology annotation, molecular function: zinc ion binding; methyl-CpG binding. The record is from RefSeq and is a predicted model, not a curated record. Gene Ontology annotation, cellular component: nucleus.
AGCCGCCCCCCCCCGCGCCCCCGCCCCCAGCCUCCACACCUCCUCCCUCGCCUUUCUCUCCCGCUCCCCUCCCCCAGCCACCGCACACACGCACACACACAAACAGAGAGGGAAGGGGGGAGGGUGAGAAAGAGAGAGAGAGGAGAGAGAGAGGGGAGAGAGUCCCCGGCUCCCUCCCUCCCUCGCACACAGCGACUGGAGACGGACGGAGAGCAACGCGCUGGGAGAGGAGAGACCACCGACAGCAGCCCCGCGCUCUCACACAUACACUCACACUCGGCUCUUUCCUCCCCCCACCUCCUCCUCCUUCCACCCCCACCACUAACACCAUCUCCUCCUCCUUCUCUCUGCAACGAGAAAAAAAAAAGCCAUUUACAGUUGAAACAGUUGGAGGAUAAUGCAAAGGAAGACGCUGCCUGGGAAUUCGCCGUCUGUGGAAAUGCGCCCCAGAGAGGAAUAAAGCAGCCCUCACCUUGCUGUCCCCACCCGGACCCACUUUCCCCUCCCGCCUCGGCCCCCGCCCCGACUCCACCAUCACCCCCUUCCCGCCCCCCCACCUCUCCCCCUUUCCCACCCCGGUGUCGGACCAGGCGGUCCCCACUUCCACCCUGCACCCCUUCUUCCCCCCCUGCACCAUGAACACCAAUGUCUGCGUGGAGCCCGGGCCGAGCCCGGAGGCCCCGGGCUUGCCCAAGGAGAGCCACCUGCCCGAGGGGGCCCUGAACAGCCUUGUGGAUUACAACUCGGAGAUGGAGCGCUACCGCUCCUUCGCCACCUCCUUCUACAAGACCAACGGGGGCGCCUUCCCGCAGGCGGCCAAGAUCGCGCGCAUCACCACCCCCAUCUUCCCCAGCAGCGCCGCCGCCGCCGCGGCCGCCGCGCGCAUCGGCAUGUCCCCCUGGAACUGUGACAACGCGGCCACCGCCGCCGCCGCCACCGCCAUGCUCUGGGGCAGCGGCGGGGGCGGGGGCGGCGGCGGCGGGGGCGGGGGUGGGGGCGGCGGGGGCGGCAGGAAAUCCUCCUCCGCCGCCGCCUCCUCCUCCGCCUCCUCCUCGGCGAUCCUCCCCGCGGCCGCCGGCGGCGGCGGUGGCGGCGGCGGCGGUGGCGGCGGCGGCGGCGGUGGUGGCGGCGGCGGCGGCGGCGGCGGCAGCAGGACCAGCAUGCACCACCGAAACGACUCCCAGCGGCUGGGGAAAGCUGGCUGCCCGCCAGAGCCGUCGUUGCAAAUGGCAAAUACUAAUUUCCUCUCCACCUUAUCCCCUGAACACUGCAGACCUUUGGCGGGGGAAUGCAUGAACAAGCUCAAAUGCGGCGCUGCUGAAGCAGAGAUAAUGAAUCUCCCCGAGCGCGUGGGGACUUUUUCCGCUAUCCCGGCUUUAGGGGGCAUCUCAUUACCUCCAGGGGUCAUCGUCAUGACAGCCCUUCACUCCCCCGCAGCAGCCUCAGCAGCCGUCACAGACAGUGCGUUUCAAAUUGCCAAUCUGGCAGACUGCCCGCAGAAUCAUUCCUCCUCCUCCUCGUCCUCCUCAGGGGGAGCUGGCGGAGCCAACCCGGCCAAGAAGAAGAGGAAAAGGUGUGGGGUCUGCGUGCCCUGCAAGAGGCUCAUCAACUGUGGCGUCUGCAGCAGUUGCAGGAACCGCAAAACGGGACACCAGAUCUGCAAAUUUAGAAAAUGUGAAGAGCUAAAGAAAAAACCUGGCACUUCGCUAGAGAGAACACCUGUUCCCAGCGCUGAAGCAUUCCGAUGGUUCUUUUAAAGCAGUAGUAAAUCUUAUUUUCAAGGCAUUUGGAAAUGAAGGGCAAAUUAAUGUCUUGUUUUAAGAAACUGCUUAGUCCACCACUGAAGAAAAUAUCCAGAUAUUAUUUUCAUUUUAUGUAUAGGGGUUUCUUCAAAAAAAAAAAAAGGAAAAGAAAAGAAAAAAGAUACAUAAAAAUAAUGUGGGAGCUUGGGGAAUUGGCCAGUCUAUUUACUUUCAAUACACUGAUUCUUUCUUUGAUGUAACUUAGCGAUACUAGUGAAGUUGUUGUCUAUUUUGAACGUGGCUGUAAAAAAUAAGUUUGGGUAAACCCCUGCUGUAAAAUCAUGUAUCUUUGCAAAGUACAUAUCUAUACUUCAUUUUCAAAUAUAUGUGUUUCAGUACUGUAAACUGUACAGAUAGCAGCUUGUAUUUUGUGUGUUUAGACACAAAGAGACAAUCAUGUCUGAGCAUCUAUGGAGAUUAACAGUUUGUACACAACAGUAUGGUUUUGCGAGUUAAAUCUGGAGCAAUAAAUUUUAGCUUUAAAUAUUUUUUGCCAGUUGUUUCUAGAAGCAGCAACAGCACUGGCACUGUUUUGCCAUGCAUCUUUCCAUAGAGACUUGAUGCCAAGUUUUACAAGACUCAAAGAUUGUGAUGCAUCCAGCAAUUACCUUCAGUUGUAUUGUUAUAAGAGGGGAAGAUGUUAUGAAAGUUUCAAUUAAUCUUUUGAGCACUAUAUUAGAGUAGUGGUUAUGCACUUGCAUUGCUUACAAACGAGCUGUACAGAAGGGUAUACCUCCCAAAUACUUAGUGUAGUUGACUUGUCUUGGGUUGCACUGUAAGGCGGAGUACUCAGAGUAGUUGGAAAAUGCAGAAUCAGUUGUAUAAUUUUUUUAAAGCAGUAUUUUAUAGGCUAAUGAAUAAAGUACCAGAUUUUAGGGGGAGAAAUCUGUGUCUGACAUUUUGCCCAGCCAAACAGUGGCUGUAUAAUUUUUUUGUUUCUUGUUUUAUUUUUUGCUUUUAUUUUUGGUAGGACAAAUAAAAAUAAAGAAUAACCAAAUGUUUUAAUUAUCAAAUGGGUAGUUUUAACGCUUGAAUACAUUGAAGGCCUCCUGACUUGAGGCAUAGCUGGGUAUAUUUUUCAGUCAAAAUGAGUUAAACACAUUCAUAAAAGUGAAGCGUUUUCUCUCUUUUUGUCUUCCUUUCUUCCAGCUGGACUAGUGGCCUUCCUUUGGUCUCUCAAUGGAAUGCUCCAUUGCUCCCAUUCCUGUCCUUGUUUCUCCAUGCUUUCACUUCCAAAAAGACCAGGGCCACAGUCUCUGGAAUCCACAAAUACAAACAGCCCUCUCCCCACCCCCACCACAUACACACACAAAAGAACUAAUGCUUCAUAGGAUGUGUGCUACUUUUUCAUGCAGGAUUUGGUUUUCUUAUGCUAGUAAGUCUUCUUAAGACUGUCUAAUUAGGACAAAUAUUACUUGUUUUUUUUUUUUUCCCUUUUUUGCCAGAUUACAAAGUUUUUUUUUUUAAGUUUCAGUAAUAAAACAUAGUUUGCCAAAAAUACACAGAAUAUCAAAGUUGCCAUGUUUUGGCAAUAUUUUAUUCUUUAUCCACUAGCUAGUUAUUUUAGCCUACUACAUCCAUUAGUGUCCUGAAACAUGUUAGCAAAAUGGAUCGUGAGAAGAAAAAUAACUUAAGAAAGAAUGAUAGAGCAGUGUAAAGUUUAAAGUGUAAAGUUUUGGAAAGACUAGCAGGUGAAUAUUUUUGAAAAUCUAAUUGUAGUUUUGACUGGGAAAUAAUAUGACAGAAAAGAUGAUUAAAAACACAGAAGGGGCACUUCAUCAUUAGAGUAUUAGGGGAAGGGGUGAAUAAGGCACUUACAAAUGCCAGUGUGAAAAGUAAAUGAGACUUGACUUGCCUGGAGUAUGAACACGUGGUCUUUAGUUAUGGUCAAAAAGCUUUUCUUCAGGAAAAAUCAUGAUAUAUUAUAUCUGUCAAUGUUUGGAGACAAGAAUUAAGUGAUUACAGGCCAAAACAUGCUGUAUAUUAAUUUUGAGAUAGCCUUUUACUUGUUAUAUGUUCCUGUGAGGCUUUCCAGUUAGAAUUUCUAUUUCUGCUGUGGGACCAAUGAGAGCUAGAUGAGUUCGUUCUUGUUCAUUUUUAUUUUAUUAUAUUUUAUGUUAACUUUUUGUUCGCCAAUUUGCUAAUCACUUACAACUUAUUUUCACACUUGAAUGGUAAACUUGCCUUGCUUUUUGUAAAAAGAUAAUUACUCCAGAAGUGAAACAAACUCUUGUUCAGGCUAUAUUAGAUAUACAGUAACAAAGAUCUCGUAACAAUUCACUCAGAGUCUAAAAUACAUUCUCGUGUUACAUGUUUUGAUAUGUUUUGUUUGCUUUCUUAUAGAACUGAUGAAUCUGUAUAUUGUAAGAUGUGGUGUUUUACACGUCAAUUCAUUUUUUAAUGAAAGAAAAUAUGUUAAUUACUGAAAUGGAAAGGAGUAGCUUUUCUUUAAUUACCUUAUGCUUUUAUUCUUGAUAGUGUUCUUUUACACCAUCCACUUUUGUGUUUUGGUUCAAACUCUAAUUAUGUAAUGUAGGGUGCAUAUACAGUUCUCAUUGGUGAUGCUGAAGAAAGACACUGCUCCUCUGGCCUCCCUCUAGUUUUCUUCUCCAUGUGUUUAUGUACCAAGAUCUUGCAAAACAGAUCAUGGUAACCUGUAGGCAAUGAUUUGAAGAUUCACAUUUUUCAUGACUCUAAAAUGCCAAUGAAAUGUAGCUUCUAAAAAUUUCUCACUGUGUUUUUCAUAUUCAGUGUCAAGAAUACCCAGAAUAUAGCAGUUGUAACAUGGAUUGUGUGUACUGUCUGUACAACUUACUUAAGUGUCAUAUAAACUGGGUAAGAGCUUUUGUAAGAGGAGUCCACUGUAGACAGUGUCUUGUCUUCUCCAGGUGUGACCCUGCUAGUGUUUGGGGAGAGCUUGGAAAACACUGAGGCCUUGGAACAUUGUACAGUGAACCAAUGUUCUUCCCAGUUGUCAUUCAAUACCCUAACAAUAUAGGGACAUCAUAAGGCUAACCUCUCUCCAGCCCUUCAGACCAAGGGUCUUUCUGAUGGACUCUGUUCAUCUGGUACAAUCAGAGGCCAUCUUGUAAAGAAACAAUGGAUUGAUCCUUGGGAGAGAAUAUAGUCACCAAUAAUUAAGAGUGUAAAAAAUGUGUCCUGGUUGCUUAACCUCAAACACUCAACAUCCUUAUUCUAAACACAUUGAAAGCAAGCAAUGGUAGGCUCACUAUGAAUUAGUAUUAAGCAAUUAUAAGAAAAGAAUAUUCUCUUCCUUUCACUCAGACCCCUGGCAUGUAAGUUGUGCAAUUAAUGCUAAAGCAUAUAAAGUCUUUAAGCUGAUAGUAUCUGUAAUCAAAUAAUGAGAAAAGGAAGGCAGUUAAAUGAACACACUAUUGAGGGUCAAAUAUGUUCAGCAAAAAGCUGCAGUGGGUCUUUGAUCAUAGUUAGAUUCACAGUGAUAUCAAACAGUUGGUUCUCAUGUAACAGCUAAAUGUUUCAGAAUUUGUUUUUAUUAAAUUUGGCAUUUCACACUGAGAUCUGUAUUCCUAGUGAAUAAAAGACAGCUACCAUGUUAGUAGGGAUUCCACUUUCACAAUUGCAAAAUAGUCAGAGGUAUUUCAGGAACAUGGGCCACAAAAUGUACUCCUUUCACAGUGUUCUCCUAUUCUGAACUGUGCAGUUAUCUAUUAAAUUUUCUAAUAGAUAUUUGUGUAAGGUGUAUGUAUGCUUGUGCAAUUAUUUAAAAAAGCAGUUUUGGAAAACAGUGUAUUUAUUAAAGGAAAUCACUUAUGGGGCAUGUACAAAACUGUAAAAAAAAAAACUUAAAAAAAUCACAUUCAAUUUGCCCAGUAAAGUUGUUUUUGUGAAAUUUCUGUGUUGUUGAAUAAAGGACUUUAGUAUUCAAAAUA